CCAGAUGCACCCGACGUGCCAGGACCCCCCGAACUUUGGGAGCUCGCGCUCGCGGGCGAGUCGGAGGAGCGGCCGCCGCUACCAGCGGCAGAAGGCUCGCUCGGCUGGGACGUCGCGCAGCUCGUCGAGCAGGUGAGCGCGAUCUCAGCGGCGAGCGGGCGCGACCCAGCCUUCUUCAAUGUGAGGCAGCAACAGAUGGCGAACUACUGGCUCGACGAGAAGGCCAAGACCCUGCCGUUCAGUGAGGAGUGCGAUAAGUUCAAAGUGCAGCGGAGGACGGCAGAGGCAUUCUUGAUAGCUACGGCCAGCGCGUGCAACGUGAUGCAGCAGCGGGACUGCAAAUCGAUGGCUCGGCAGCUGGCAGUGAGGUACGACGAGACCCCCAUGACCAUGCGGCUGACCGACACCGAGAAACGCGACUUAGAGAAGCAGCAGCCCCAGUUGCAAGGACCUGGACAAGCCGAAGACGGAGCUGUGCAGAUGGUGCCGAUCAGCGCGAGUUGCAAGAGCACCCGCGUGGCCAAGAUCCUCAACACCGAGCGCAUGUACUCCAUGCUCUUCCACCUGCCUGCCGAGGGCUACUUCGCCGUUCGCGUGCCGUUCGAGACGCCCGUCCAGUCGCUGAGCAGGACGACUGGCGAGGUGCUGCACGACGCGCUCAUGGCGAGCCAGCCGCCGAUGGACUGCGUGCCGCAGAGAUUUGAUCGACGUCAGCAGCUGGUCACCACCGACGGCGCAGGCGGCAUCACCAGGAUGGAGCGGAACCUAGAUCGUGAAGCGGGUGACAGUUGCGACACGUUGAAGCUGAAGUGCGAGGUCCACAUGGUGUACAAAUGGUUCAAAGCAGCGUUCCUCCACACGAAGCACGACACCAGCUCGAUGGUUCACGUUGCGAAGGCGCUGCGCAGUGGCGACGCCAUGAGAUCAUUCAGGACCACGCUCAGGCAAGUCAUCUCGGACACGCUCAGGUACCACAGGCAGCGAGCCCCGUCCGCCGUCGACACCAACUACAACAAGAUGUGCUUAGACCUGUUCCUCGAGGACACCUCCCCGCACAGGCGCAUGAAGCGAAGCGUGAUCCUCUCCUUGGCGAAUGGGCGCUGGUCGAACAG
Messenger RNA from Prorocentrum cordatum, 1112 nucleotides. Lineage: Eukaryota; Dinophyceae; Prorocentrales; Prorocentraceae. The record is from the annotation of a GenBank genome assembly.